UACAGCAAGAGCAAGAGCAAGAGGUAAACAAACACACGCCUCGGCGGCUGGUGGUGAGUGCGUGGCUUAACCAGUCCCCAAGCGGCCCAAAACAACAACAACAACAACUAGUCCCCUAUAACACUGAACAACAAGAAGAGUGGUGGGCGGCCCGCUGCACGCCAGGCCAGUGACUGAAGGCGUGAACACUAGCGUGACCGAGUCCACACCAUGAAGGGCUCAGACGAGAGGAACUGGAGGCUGCUGGCCCUGCUCUACCGCCAUGGCGGGGACCCCAACGUGCUGAAGAACGUGGUGCCGGAGUGGGGCCCGGAGAGGCUGGAGCACUUCCUGAGGUGCCAGCGACUCACCUCUCAAAGGAGAACAUGCCGAAGUGUCUACCCCAAAAUGACGCCAUGGAGGGGCCUGGGCUCAAAAAACAGUGUUGGUAUUCUGAGCCAGGUGGAGCAAAACAGGGGCGCCACAGUGAAUGAGACCCCGAGGGCCAUGCAGUUCCUCUCACAAUGGCAGGCACACAUCCACAAUGUCCAGAGGGUCCAGGGCACCACCAUAAAGAAGAAGAAGAAGGGACGCUACUCGAAGGACUUCUGCCCGGCGGAUCACGGGCCCCUCCUGAGCAAGGCGAUGCUCAUCAUUUCACAAGAGGAGGAACACCCCAAGCCUUCCUCCAGCUCCGAGCCUGACUACAGCGAAAUAUAUAGAUACCUCUCUCAGCUGUUGGCGGGACAGGAGCCAACCCAGCUGAGCCAGGGCAGCGCUGCAAAGGUUUUGGAGGUGAUGGAGAAGGUGCAGCUGCUGGCAAGCCACAGCCUGGACCUGAAAAAACUGUACCACCACUUGAGCCAAAACAUGGCCUCGUACCUCCAGCCCUGGAGUAAGAAGGGAGCAGACUCCUCUCCCAGCACCUUACCACAGGGGGAGAGUUCCAGCACCUUGCCACAGGGGGAGAGUUCCAGCUCCUUACCACAGGGGAAGAGUUCCAGCACAUUACCACCAGGGGAGAGUUCCAACACCUCACCACAGGGGGAGAGUUCCAGCACCUUACUACAGGGGGAGAGUUCCAGCACCUUGCCACAGGGGGAAAGUUCCAGCACCUCACCACAGGGGGAAAGUUCCAGUGCCUCAUCACAGGGGAGAGUUCCAGCUGAGAUGGAUGAGUGCCCACUGUUUCUCGAGGUGGAGGACCAGUUGAGGACCAGCUCCAAGGACCUGGCGGGCCACGACCCCCGCUGUGAGAAGGUGAAAGAGAGACUCACAGAGAAGUGCCAGAAGAAGCAGGAAGCAAGGAGCCUCCGCAUCUCAGAGCUGCCCGGCCUCAACCCCUUCAUGCUGCCACCUCGCCUGCUGCACAAACCCGUGGGCGAUGCCGUGAGUGCCCUGCUGGAGCAGUCAUUCCCUGAGAGUCUGGCAGGCACACGCAGAGAAGCAGCAGCACCCCAGAGCAAGGUUGUCCUACAUAGAGAGCCUGAUGAAAGGAAGAAGAGGCAAGCUGAUUGCAAGUAUCCUAGACGGCAGCAGCAUCUUAAGAGUGUGCCAAGCAAUCCAGGAACACUGCAGGGAGUGGGAACAGAAGCCCUGGGCCCUGAUUCACUAAAGAGUUACGACGUUCAAGUGAGAGAGGCUGUGAGGAAGUUGAAGGUUGUAAAGGCAGCUGUGGUCUGUAAUAUCAAUGCAGAAGUGUUGAAAGCUGUGGGAGCCAUGGUGCAGCUGAAGGUUGUAAAGGCAGCUGGGGUCUGUAAUAUCAAUGCAGAAGUGUUGAAAGCUGUGGGAGCCAUGAUGAAGCUGAAGGUUGUAAAGGCAGCUGGGGUCUGUAAUAUCAAUGCAGAAGUGUUGAAAGCUGUGGGAGCCAUGAUGAAGCUGAAGGUUGUAAAGGCAGCUGGGGUCUGUAAUAUCAAUGCAGAAGUGUUGAAAGCUGUGGGAGCCAUGAUGAAGCUGAAGGGUGUAAAGGCAGCUGUGGUCUGUAAUAUCAAUGCAGAAGUGUUGAAAGCUGUGGGAGCCAUGAUGAAGCUGAAGGGUGUAAAGGCAGCUGGGGUCUGUAAUAUCAAUGCAGAAGUGUUGAAAGUCGGGGUGAAGUCAUGA
Messenger RNA from Eriocheir sinensis (Chinese mitten crab), 2079 nucleotides. RefSeq lists its product as uncharacterized. The record is from RefSeq and is a predicted model, not a curated record. Lineage: Eukaryota; Metazoa; Arthropoda; Malacostraca; Decapoda; Varunidae. Bases 211 to 2079 code for a protein of 622 amino acids. The transcript has 11 exons.